Molecule: messenger RNA, 607 nt
Organism: Ruditapes philippinarum (Manila clam)
Lineage: Eukaryota; Metazoa; Mollusca; Bivalvia; Venerida; Veneridae
Biological process (GO): RNA processing
Cellular component (GO): nucleolus
Molecular function (GO): RNA binding
Source: RefSeq, a predicted model, not a curated record
UUGCAAUUUUCCGUGCGUAAAAACUUCCGUCAGAUGUCCUUAGGUCGCAAUAAACACGUGAAAUAUUAAAAUUUUAAAAAAUAUGUCUUCUGAAAGCGAUAAUUUGGGUAGUUCUUCAGAGAGUGAAACUAGUAGUGAUGAAGACAUGGAUAGAAAUAUAAUUAAGGCAUUUAAUGCUGUUAAAAGUAAUUUAGACAAAUCUGGCCUUAAGAAUAAGAACGCUACCCUUGUAAAUUCAGCAACUUCUAGCAGACAUAAUUUGAUUUAUGAUACAUUUAAAAAAAGAGAAAAUGUUAUAUCGAAGAAAAAAUCCAACAAAAAACCGAGUGAUGCAAAGGAAGCUAAUUCCUUCUUAAAUAAAUUUUUCAUAGAUAAAAAUGAUGACAGUAUUGUUGCUUAUGAUCUUUCAAACUUUAAUUUUGAUUCAGGAGAAGGUGAAUUAGAUAAAACCAUUUCUUAUGAUUUGACAAAUAGUUGUGAUAUUGUUAAUGACCAAGGAACUGAAAAUUCAAUGUCUGAUGAUGAUGGUCAGGAAAGUGAGAAACAAGAGGAAGAUGUUGCAGACAAUGAGAAAAAAAGUAAAAAGAAGAGAAUGAAGAAAAAGAAG